CCGAGGCGAGCGCCGCCGCCGCCGCCGCCGCGACGGCGCGCCCCGUCCUCGUCCGACGAGGGCGACGAGCCCGAGCACGAGCCGCGCUGUCAGCAGGGCGUGCAGGCCCUACUGGCCAGCGGCCCUGUUGUUGGCUGCCUGAGCGGGUGGCAGAUCGCAUGCUUCAUCGGCGCCGGGAAAGCGGUCACCUGUCUGUGCGCCCUGGGCGGGGCCGUCGUGGGCUGCUUCGGCGGCUCCAGCGGGCCGCCCGCGACGUCGGUGGGGUCCUGGCGGCCGCCGCGGCGCUGGCUGCGGGGCGCACGCCAGCGCGAUGACUGGUACCCCGAGAGCGACGACGAGGAGGAGGAGGACUCGCCCCGCGGCCUGGACAGGGCGACCAUCGAAGGCCACACCGUGGGCAACCUCCCCGCGUCGGGCAGCUCCGCCAGGGGGCGGCAGGGCGUUACCGAGGAUGGUGGCCGGUGCAUGGUCUGUAUGGAGCACUUUUCCGACGGGGAGACGUUGCGAUUGCUGCCCUGCUUGCACCGGUGCGCCGGCCGUUGCCUGACGGAGCGCCGGCACCUUCCGCCUGCAGCCACUCCUUGCCCCAGCCCGCCCAGCGAGCCAGCGCCUCCGCACCUCCCCGUGCGCGCCACGAUGGCCCGCUCGCGCUCCGCCCUCGCCGCGACGGGCCUCGCGCUCGCCGCGGCGCUCUGCGCGGGCCUCGGCGCCGCCGCCUUCCUGGCCUCGCCGGCGCGCGGCCGCGCCCCCUCGCGCCUGGCGGGGCCCGGCGGUGCCCGCGCGCCGCAGGAGGCGGCCGGCUCCGCCGGCGGCGCCGCCUCCCUCGCGGCGGGCGCAGCCACCGCGACGGCCUUCUCCGGCGCGACGCUGCUGCCGGCCCUGCUGCUGAGCGCCCGCGUCACGGUGAGCGUGUGCGCCGCCGUGGCGCGCCACGCCAAGGCGCCCGUGUCCGAGUACGGCGCGCCCUCGGGCGUGCGCAACUUUCAGGAGAUGACGCUCGGGUUCACCUCGGACAUCGCGAAGAACAACCUCGGAGAGUCGUUCUACCGCCCCUGGGUGCCGUUCGUGACCACGAUCUUCUUGUUCAUCUUCGGCUCCAACUGGUCUGGGGCGCUGGUGCCGUGGAAGCUGCUGGAGCUUCCAGAGGGCGAGCUCGCGGCGCCCACCAACAACAUCAACACCACCGUGGCGCUUAGCUUGCUGACCUCGAUCGCCUACUUUGGCGGCGGCUUGGUGAAGAAGGGCCUCGGGUACUUCGCGCGCUACGUCAAGCCCACGCCCAUCCUGCUGCCAAUCAACAUCCUCGAGGACUUCACCAAGCCGCUCAGCCUGAGCUUCAGGCUCUUCGGGAACGUGCUCGCGGAUGAGCUCACCGUGGCCGUCCUCACCUUCCUGGUUCCGUUCGUCAUCCCCCUGCCCAUCAUGGCGCUGGGCAUCUUCGCGGGCUCCAUCCAGGCGCUGAUCUUCGCCACUCUGGCGUCGGCGUACAUCGCCGAGGCGAUCGAGUGAAGGGGGUGGUGGGCCGCAGGCCGUGCGCCUCUCUGCUCGUCUGAAGCGGUCCGCCGCCAGUAUUUGUUGGCGCCUCGCCCACGCGGCGUGGCGCGCCAGGGCCCGCGGGCGGCGGCGGGCGCGCACGCGCGCGGCGCGGCGGGCGCGCGCG
Messenger RNA from Prorocentrum cordatum, 1660 nucleotides. The record is from the annotation of a GenBank genome assembly. Lineage: Eukaryota; Dinophyceae; Prorocentrales; Prorocentraceae.